GGUGACUACAUUUUAAUCCGGAAUCACACUGGAAAGGUGGCUGCCUGAGAAUUGAAUGCUUCCACGCGUCAAAGUCUGCAGAAUUGAGGCAGCGUCUCGACAAGCUGACAAAAAUAGCCCACACUCAAUCCACCAAGGAUCUGAUGCAAUAGAUGCUGGGCUGGACAUCCUUUGCGCGGUCGCAUCGCUCGAGCUCCCGUUUCAGGUUUUAUGCAUUUAGGCUGCCACGAAUGGAGAGAGAUAUCAACCUCAAGUAAACCACUGAGAGGAUGGAUUGAAAAUAGCUAGACUAUAGGUUCGACACCAUGGACUCGCAGUGGAGCUUCUCACAUCUCAACUCCAGGUCGCUUAACUCCUCAUUCAUCCGCGACAAUGAAUUUGGUCCCUUCUUGAAGAUUGCUGGAAAGACGACGUUUGAUUUCACUCUUUUGUUUGAGGAGUCAAUCCUGUCAAUCUUGCCAUCUGCUUUGUUCUUACUUUUGAUUCCACCGAGGAUCUUUCGAUUAUGGAAGACCCCGCGCAAGGUGACUGGAAGCUAUCUUCAAACGACCAAGAUUAUUCUCCUUGCUAUCUUCAGUGUAUUGCAAAUUGUCAAUGUCAUUGAAGUGUCCCAAUCAUCAUUCAGAACUCGUGCUUCUCUCGCUGCUGCUUUGCUUGCACUUGCCGCUGCAGUCGGCCUGUACGUGCUGUCGUACUUUGAGCACACCAAAAGCAUUCGACCAAGCUCAAUCAUCGACGCCUAUCUUCUUGUUACGCUCCCAUUUGAUGCUGCUCAACUCCGUACCAGAUGGCUUCGUGGAAACGGUAUCGCGGAAAAUGGCAUCUUAUCCGCUCUCUUUGCCGUCAAACUUAUGGUUCUUAUCUUCGAAGCCACGGAGAAGAGACGACUACUCUUCUCACCUUAUGCAGAUCCAUCUCCAGAAGCUACUAGUGGAUUGUACUCUCGAGGUCUUUUCUGGUGGCUUACCCCGCUCUUUCGACUAGGAUUCAGGAACGUCGUCAAUGAAGACGAUCUGUUUGCAGCUGAUGGGGAUUUACUGUCAAAAUCACUCGAGACAAGGUUCAACAAAUAUUGGGCAAGCCGCUCGAGAUAUCCUAAGAAACAUACCCUGGUCUGGGUUACGGCACGUUCAAUGCUGGGUCCGUUUACGUCCGCAGUAUGGCCACGUCUCGCAUUGACCUUUUUUCGCUUCAUGCAGCCACUUCUGAUCAGCAGCAUCACGAAGCUAGUGCAAGAGCCCAACUCUGAGGCCUCUUCUGAUCGUGGAUGGGGUCUGACAGCGGCCGUUGGGCUCGUUUACGUCGGCCUGGCUAUAACUGGUGGAGCUUACCAGCACAAGGCAAACAGAAUGGCAACGAUGGUUAGGGGAUCGCUUGUGAAUGCAAUUUACACCCAAACUCUGGACUUGUCAAUUACCAGUCUUGAUGAGUCGGCCGCUGUUACUCUCAUGUCCUCGGACGUCGAACGAAUAUGCGAGGCCCUCCUUCCGAUACACAACAUCUGGUCAGGACCCACUGAAAUCGCAUUGGCAAUCUGGCUGCUUCAGAGACAGAUUGGUCUAGCUCUCUUUGGUCCGUUGAUCAUAACCGCCUGCGCGAUAUCAGGCCCAUUCUUUAUCUCACCGCAUAUGGGGAAAGCGCAGAAGGCCUGGAUGGAAGGUGUCCAGACCAGAAUCGAUGCAACGGCAAAGAUGCUACAGGCGAUGAAAGGGGUCAAAAUGCUUGGUCUAAGCUCGAAAAUGUCCAGCAUUGUCACUCAACUCAGACUGGACGAGAUCACUAGAUCAUUGAAGAUGAGAAAGCUCUUCGUCGGGAUGAUCGCUUUUGGUAACAUGUCCGAUGCCUUUGCCCCUGGGACUGCUUUUGUAAUCUUUGUUAUCCAGGCUACCGUCAAUCACCAGACCCUUGAUGUCACCAAAGCUUUUACGGCACUUUCACUUAUUGCUCUGCUGGUUGCACCCAUUCGCCAAGUAGUCUUCGCCACUCCACCUCUUCUAGCUGCUGUUGGGUGUUUCGACAGAAUUGAGAAAUUUCUAUCCUCACCGACCAAGAAAGAUCAUCGAAUGCUAGUACCAGCGCAAGGUCAAUCUAGUGACAUGAUUGGAGAGGGAUCAUUGACCCCAGAGUUAGUCAUCGAAUCAGAUAUUGAGUUACAAGACAUCAGACCCAGAAACCUCGACUCAUCGCAAACAACCAUCCGCGUCCGAAAUCUGACACUUGCAUGGUCCGACGAGCAAAGUCCAGUGAUCAACGAUAUUUCCAUUGACUUUCCAACUGGGGACUUGACGAUGAUCGUGGGUCCUGUCGGAUGUGGCAAGUCGAGUCUGCUUCGAGGGCUACUGGGAGAAACCCCUUCGACGAAGGGGAAUGUGUACAUUGACCGAGCAUAUACAGCGUUCGUUGACCAGACUUCCUGGAUUCAGAACACCAGUGUCCGGAAAAACAUCAUUGGAGUUUCUGAUUUUGAGCCCGAAUGGUACACCAAGGUUGUUCACGCUUGUGCGCUGGACACGGACAUCGAGACACUUCCGGAAGGUGACAGUACUAAGGUCGGCUCGGCCGGAGCUGCACUGUCUGGAGGUCAAAAGCUGCGUAUAGCACUGGGUAGAGCUGUUUAUUCUCGACAAAAGGUUUUGAUGCUCGACGAUGUUUUCAGUGGACUGGACGCCAUAAGUGAAGAUCGCAUUUUCUCACGCUUGCUAGGAAAGAAUGGCCUGCUCCGUCAACUAGGCACGACAGUCAUCCUUGUUACACAUGCGGCUCAUCGCCUGUCCUACGCUGAUCACAUCAUUGCGCUGAAUGCCAAUGGUACCAUUUCAGAGCAAGGAAAACUCCAAGAGCUGCUCGGGAAGAAUGGGUAUGUGGCUGGGCUUGCCGCACGACAUGUAUCAGAAGACACACCUAAUGAAGAACCAGCUCCAGCAAAACCUGCGGCAGGUGAUGAUGUGGCCAGGCAGAACGCUGCAGCCGACAUCCAUCGCGGUGCAGGAAACUGGGCAGUUUAUGAUUACUACUUUAGAAGCGCUGGUCGGAGGAAUGUCUUGAUCUGGAUGGUGUUAAUGAUUUUUUAUAGCGCUUUUGCUCUCUUUCCAAAUUUGUGGGUAAAAUUCUGGACGAGCGCCGUUGCUGCUCAUGGAAACUCGGUCAAUGGGCUCUACCUUGGCAUAUUCAUCGCAUCAGAAGUUCUCGCUAUUGCCUUAUUGAUGGUUUUGGCCAGCAUGCAGUUUAUCAUCAUGAUACCCCGAUCAGCCAGAUAUCUUCAUGGACGAUUACUUGAAACCGUUGAAAAUGCACCGCUCUCUUUCUUCACUUCCACAGACUCCGGGCAAAUCGUCAACAGGUUCAGCCAAGACUUGUCAGUCAUCGACAUGGAACUUCCACUGUCAGGCCUGAUACUCGCAAGUAACACUUACAACGCGAUUAUACAGGCGAUCUUCAUCUGCAUAUCGGCCUCUUACUUCGCUAUUGUCUUGCCAUUUGUAGCUAUUGUUUGCUACAUAAUACAGAAGUUCUACCUCCGGACUUCUCGACAAAUCAGACUCAUGGAUCUCGAAGCAAAAGCACCCCUCUACAGCAACUUCCUCGAGACUCUGAGCGGAAUGGUCACAAUCCGCGCUUUUGGAUGGAGCAAAGAUAUGGAGAAACGAAACAUGGAGCUUCUUGACGCAUCUCAAAGGCCAUUUUAUCUUCUAUAUUGCAUUCAGAGAUGGCUGGCUCUGGUCAUCGACUUGGCUGUGGCUUUUCUGGCUGUCAUCUUGGUGGCAUUGAUUGUUCGAUUUCGCCACAGUACUAAUGCCGGGUUUGUUGGCGUGGCACUCAUCAGCAUAAUGAAUUUCAAUCAGUCUUUGACUGUUGUCAUCCAAUGCUGGACUGCUCUGGAAACUUCCUUGGGUGCCAUAUCGAGAAUAAAGUCAUUCGUUGGUAGCGUGCAGUCGGAGAACCUUCCCGGAGAAUGUCAAGAAGUACCGGCGGAGUGGCCAACCAAGGGCAGCAUCGAUGUUUCGGACAUAUCUGCUGCGUAUGCUCUUGAUCAACAAUCGGCUCUUCAAAACAUCAACCUCUCGAUCCCUGGUGGUCAGAAAAUUGGAAUAUGCGGACCUUCUGGAUCUGGGAAAUCCUCCUUCGUCGCCCUACUUUUCCAUAUGUUGGAAAUCAAAGAAGGAUCAAUCACCAUCGACGGCGUGGAUCUUUCAACGAUCCCUCGGAAAGCACUAAGAGAGCGUCUGACCGUCAUCCCUCAAGAUCCGAUCUUUCUCAAAGGCACCAUUAGACAAAACCUCGACCCAUUGGAGUUCGCAGACUACUCGACAGCCGAGGCCGUUUUGAAGAAAGUCGGCUUAUGGACAAUAAUGACAAAUGCUGGCGGUCUCGACGUGCCAAUGGAAGCAGAAGACCUCCUCUCUCACGGACAGCGUCAACUAUUCUGUCUCGCACGAGCGAUGCUUCGAUCUUCCAAGAUUCUCAUCAUUGAUGAAGCCACAGCUAGUGUUGAUUUGCAGACUGAUGAACUUAUGCAAGGUAUCAUCAAGGAGCAUUUCAAGGAUUGUACGAUUAUUGCUGUGGCACAUAGGUUGAGGACCAUUAGGGAUUAUGACAGGAUUGCUGUUUUUGAUAAUGGGAGGGUUGUGGAGUUUGGGGAGCCGGGGACGUUGUUGGAGGAUGAGGGGAGUAAGUUUCGGGCUUUGUGGGAUGCUUGAUGUUGAGUGUGCUGAAAAUGGUCGUUGAGGUUUAAUAGAGUUAUUAGCGGUAUAGACUUUUUCAGGCGUUGGAAAGAUAGAAGGAUUGCCUACUUCUUAUCCAUAUCGACGUUUGGUCCUGUGUAUGAAGGGGUCUCGAAUUAGACAUCGGUGUUAAUUUGAUCGGUAAUGUUCUAUCUUAAGUGGCAUGUAGUAUGUGAGCGAUUUAUCAGGAUGCAUG
Molecule: messenger RNA, 4917 nt
Organism: Mollisia scopiformis
Lineage: Eukaryota; Fungi; Ascomycota; Leotiomycetes; Helotiales; Mollisiaceae
Product: ABC transporter-like protein
Exons: 7
Coding region: 306-4697 (1463 amino acids)
Biological process (GO): transmembrane transport
Cellular component (GO): membrane
Molecular function (GO): ATP binding; ABC-type transporter activity; ATP hydrolysis activity
Source: RefSeq, a predicted model, not a curated record